CAAUCUCAUUCAGUCCAUUUAUUGGCAAUUCGACUUUGACUUGUCUUUUAGCAUUUUCCUGUGAAUUAGUAUAAAAAUCGCCAAAAAAUGGCGAAAAGGAUCGCACAGAGUUCGGUAAACUGGUCGGCUUUAGCUGAAAGGGUUCCCCCUGAGCAGAGAGCUAGCCUUACAGCUUUUAAAGCGAAAUCCGACGCAUAUCUACGAAGAGUCUUGGCCAAUCCUCCCGAGCCACCGAAGAUCAACUGGGCUGUAUACAAGCAAACUGUGCCAAUCCCUGGCAUGGUGGACAGUUUCCAAAAACAAUAUGAAGCACUGAAAAUCCCUUACCCAACUGAUACGCAAACAGUUAAGGUAGAAGCACAAUGGGCUGAAGUCAGGAAAGCAAUUGAAGCUUUCGUUCAGGCGUCCAAUGCUAAUAUUGCAAAGUAUGAAAAGGAAAUCAACACAGUCAAGGCCCUCCUACCUUAUGACCAGAUGACAUUGGAAGACUACCGUGAUGCAUACCCCAACGAAGCCUUGGACCCUAUCAACAGGCCUACAUUCUGGCCACAUGACCCUGAUGAUCAACCUGGGAACUACAAAGCUGAAGCAACCCCAUCUACUCACUAAGCUAAACACCAUUAGGUUCCUUGAUAUGCCAUCAAAAUAUGAUUAACUUGUGGAAUAUUAAUGCAUUGUGAUCCAGCUACAUUGUACGGUAGCUGACUUUGAAGACAUAUCAGGGACUUCUAACAAAAUUAUAAAUCAAUUCUGUUUAUUUAUGUAGGAGUAAAAUGCAAUAAAUAAUACAUUAUGGUGUUUCAA
Galleria mellonella (greater wax moth) is the source of this 804-nucleotide messenger RNA. It is a transcript of the gene ATPsynD, whose product is annotated as ATP synthase subunit d, mitochondrial. The record is from RefSeq and is a predicted model, not a curated record. The coding region runs from base 88 to 609 and encodes 173 amino acids. The transcript has 3 exons. NCBI's taxonomy places the organism in Eukaryota, Metazoa, Arthropoda, Insecta, Lepidoptera, Pyralidae. Gene Ontology annotation, biological process: proton motive force-driven ATP synthesis. Gene Ontology annotation, molecular function: proton transmembrane transporter activity.